UUAUAAGAGCUUAUUGAUCAUAUCUUAUCAUAUAUAAUAUAUAUACACAAAUAAUAUUAUUAAAUAUUAUGGGUAAAGGAAGAACAGCUUGUUGUGAUAAAAGUAAAGUGAAGAAAGGGCCAUGGACUCCUUCUGAAGAUUUGAAGCUUAUUUCUUUCAUACAAAAACAUGGCCAUGGCAAUUGGCGUGCCCUUCCUAAACAAGCUGGGUUAUUGAGGUGUGGGAAGAGUUGCCGGUUGAGGUGGAUUAACUACUUAAGACCUGACGUAAAGCGAGGGAAUUUCACCCCACAAGAAGAAGACACCAUUAUUAACCUACAUCGCGCUUUUGGCAACAGGUGGUCAAAGAUAGCAUCUCAUUUACCAGGAAGAACAGAUAACGAGAUUAAAAAUGUGUGGAAUACUCAUUUGAAGAAGAGAUUAGUUGUGAUGAAGAAAGAGGAAUGCAAGUCUUCUUCAUCAUCAACUUCAACAAGUAGUCAUCAAGGCCAAUACAUGGAUAAUAAUAAUAAUAAUAGCACUACUUUAGAGUCUCUCUCUCCCACUUCUUCCAAGGCUAAUGAUCAAGUUAUGGACUUUUGGGAAUACAUGUUGGAUACUAGUAGUACUCCUACUAGUAUUAAUAAUUUGGAUCAUUUAGACAGCUACUCCAAAUUGGACAUUACUAGUGAACAUCAUCCUCAGCAGCUUGUAGAUGAAUAUGAAUGCCAAAAGUGGUUGACAUACUUGGAAAUUGAACUAGGACUAACAACAAAUAAUCAACAAGAAGACCACCAAAAUAACUUCAUGCAACUCUAGAUGGGGAGUUUAAGUUCUAUACAGUGUCCGUCCAUGUAACAAUUUAAAUUUACAUACACUAACAGCGAUGUAUAUUACUUAAAUGAGCUAGGAAUAACAUUUAGUACCUGGCUAGCACAAAAACUCAUUGUACCUUUCAGCUAGAAAUAAUAAAUAAAGGCAUGUCUGCAUGUUCAUCAUAUAUACUAGCAGUUUCAGUUUGGUUA
This is a messenger RNA of Solanum pennellii, 1003 nucleotides long. Its product is annotated as transcription factor MYB58. NCBI's taxonomy places the organism in Eukaryota, Viridiplantae, Streptophyta, Magnoliopsida, Solanales, Solanaceae. The record is from RefSeq and is a predicted model, not a curated record. The transcript has 3 exons. Bases 69 to 797 code for a protein of 242 amino acids.